This is a messenger RNA of Ochotona princeps (American pika), 2302 nucleotides long. It is a transcript of the gene WDR43, whose product is annotated as WD repeat domain 43. NCBI's taxonomy places the organism in Eukaryota, Metazoa, Chordata, Mammalia, Lagomorpha, Ochotonidae. The transcript has 18 exons. Gene Ontology annotation, cellular component: nucleolus. Bases 46 to 2064 code for a protein of 672 amino acids. The record is from RefSeq and is a predicted model, not a curated record. Gene Ontology annotation, biological process: maturation of SSU-rRNA from tricistronic rRNA transcript (SSU-rRNA, 5.8S rRNA, LSU-rRNA). Gene Ontology annotation, molecular function: protein binding.
CCUGCGCACGGACGAACACGUGGCUCCCGCGGAGCCAGAGCAGCAAUGGCGGCGGGCGGCGGCGGUAGCGGCGACCCCUUGGCCCCGGCGGGGGUACCCUGCGCCUUUUCCCCUCACGGGCAGGCCUACUUCGCCUUGGCUUCCACCGAUGGACACCUGCGAGUGUGGGAGACCGCCAACAACCGGCUGCACCAGGAGUACGUGCCUUCCGCGCACCUCAGCGGUACCUGCACCUGCUUGGCCUGGGCGCCGGCGAGGCUGCAGGCCAAGGAAAGUCCUCAGAGGAAAAAGAGGAAAUCCGAAGCUUUAGGAACCGGUGAUCAGGUGGACUUGUUGGCUCUUGGCACAGCAGUUGGAAGUAUCUUAUUAUACAGUACAGUAAAAGGAGAAUUGCAAAGUAAAUUAACAAGUGGUGGUCAUGACAACAGAGUUAAUUGCAUACAGUGGCAUCAAGACAAUGGCUGUUUGUAUAGUUGUUCAGACGAUAAACACAUUGUAGAAUGGAACGUACAGACAUGCAAAGUAAAAUGCAAGUGGAAAGGUGAUAACAGCAGCGUCAGCUCCCUGCGAAUCAGCCCAGAUGGAAAGAUGUUGCUUUCUGCUGGUCGAACAAUCAAACUAUGGGUGUUAGAGACCAAAGAAAUAUACAGACACUUCACAGGCCACGCCACGCCAGUGUCAUCACUUAGGUUCACCACCAUCAGACCUCCUAGUGAGAGCCAGCCCUUCGAUGGCAUUACUGGUCUUUAUUUCUUAUCUGGAGCUGUACACGACCGGUUACUUAAUGUCUGGCAGGUCCGCUCAGAAAACAAAGAGAAGAAUGCAGUGAUGUCUUUCACAGUUACAGACGAGCCUGUUUAUAUUGACUUGACCAUGUCAGAAAACAAAGAAGAGCCUGUCAAGUUAGCUGUUGUUUGCAGAGAUGGCCAAGUUCAUCUUUUUGAACACAUAUUAAAUGGAUACUGCAAAAAGCCUCUGACGUCAAACUGCACAAUUCAGAUAGCAACACCUGGUAAAAGCAAGAAAUCAACACCAAAACCCAUUUCUAUUAUUGCAGCUGGGUUUUGCUCAGACAAAACGUCAUUGUUGCUUGUAUAUGGCAACUGGUUUCAGCCUACUAUUGAGAGAGUGGCUUUAACCUCCAAAGAGACUCAUAUGUGUUUAAUAAGGGAUAUUUCAAAUUGCUGGGCCCCAAAAGUAGAAACGGCCAUAACGAAGGUGAGGACCCCAGUAAUGAAUGCAGAGGCAAAAGUUCUGGUGCCAGGACUUCCUGGGCAUCAUGCGGCUGUCAAGCCUGCUCCUCCACCAGCUGAGGGAAAGGAGAGCAAGAGGAAGUCGGGAGGCAAUGAGGUUAGCAUAGAAGAGCGUCUGGGAGCCAUGGAUAUAGACACGAAAAAGGGAAAGGAGGACCUGCAGACGACCAGCUUCCCAGUUCUCCUCACACAGGGGCUAGAAAGCAAUGACUUCGAAAUGCUCAAUAAAGUACUUCAAACUAGGAAUUUAAACCUAAUAAAGAAGACUGUGUUAAGGAUGCCCUUGCAUGCUGUUGUUCCAUUGUUGCAAGAGCUUACAAAGAGAUUGCAAGGACACCCUAAUAGUGCUGUUUUAAUGGUUCAGUGGCUUAAGUGUGUAUUAACGAUUCAUGCCUCAUACCUGUCCACGUUACCUGACCUGGUACCCCAGCUGGGAACACUCUACCAGCUCAUGGAAAGCAGAGUCAAAACUUUUCAGAAACUUUCACACCUUCAUGGGAAGCUCAUCCUUCUCAUCACGCAGGUCACAGCUUCGGAGAAAACAAAGGAGAUGGCUUCUCCUGCACAGAAUGCAAAGUUGGUGUAUGAAGAGGAAUCGUCGGAGGAGUCGGAGGAUGAGUUGCCGGAUAAGGAUUCCGAUGAUAACUGGGAUGAAGAUGAGGAAGAGAAAGAAAGUGAGACCGAUGAGGACGUCGAGGAAGAGGACGAUGAGGAUGGUGAAGAAAAUGGUGAGGACAGAGAUGGAGAAAGUGAAAAAGAAGUAAAUGGAGAUUCCGAUUUAGAUCCGGAGAAUGAGAGUGAGGAAGAGUGAAGCCUGCAGAAGCCAGCCCCAGACUGUGAGCGUCCACUGGCCUGCCUCGUGCUGUGCUGCCGAGUCCGCCUGGGGAGGGUGGGCCGUGGGCCGUGGGCCAGACAGCCCAGGGCCGCCCACCUCGCCGAGGCCAUAGCUGUGAGUCCCACGCACCCUGCUGUCCUGGGCACCCCAGACUCCUACUGUGUAAAUAAGAGUGUUUCAUUCAAAUGUUAAUAAACUUUACACAGUAAAUAGA